This is a messenger RNA of Gossypium arboreum, 3222 nucleotides long. RefSeq lists its product as uncharacterized. Gene Ontology annotation, molecular function: protein binding. NCBI's taxonomy places the organism in Eukaryota, Viridiplantae, Streptophyta, Magnoliopsida, Malvales, Malvaceae. The transcript is spliced from 7 exons. The record is from RefSeq and is a predicted model, not a curated record. The coding region runs from base 1020 to 2969 and encodes 649 amino acids.
AGUAACCUGUUACAAAUUUUCAAAAUGUGAUCACAUAAAAAACCAACUAUGGUAGCUUUAAUGGUUAUUAACUUUGUUAACUAUUAACAUUUUGCACCAAUAAUCUCUGAGAUGCUACCUCCUUUUCACAGCUCCCUUCUUGUCAACACUGAAAAAGCUGAGUUGUCUGAGUUUUUCUUCUCUUUUUUUCCUCUUUAAAUUUUGCUUUGUCGGGUACUAAGAAUGAUUUAGAGCUAUUAUUAUCACUAUUCUUAUUCAUGCCCCAGUAUUUCUUCAUAACCAUCUCGCCAUUGUUACCAACAAAAAAGCUAAGAGAAAGAAUUAGUUGCAGAAACCACAAGUGUAGCUUCUUGUUUCCCGGGGCAGCGCCGCUUUGUUCUUGUUCCUCGUGCGUGUCCAACCCAUAUCUCGAUAAGCCAUUUGGUUUUCGUUCCUGGAUUAUAUUUGAUUCGAUGUUCUUUUUGUUUCACCUUUUCUUCAACCGCCAGUUUCUCUCUUUAUGUUUACACUUGAUAGUUGAUACCCUCUUUUUAUUACCGUAAAGUAAGAGUUGCAGGGGAUAAAUUUUAAACUACGUCAAAAUUGACUACUAAAGUGUUGAGCAACCCACGAUCACAGGGAAGUCGGUGAUGGUUUUUGAAUUGUGUUGUUUGCUUUGCAUUGAACCCAAGGUACAUUCAAGUUUUCGUCUUGGAUUUUUUUUUUUAACUAAUUGAUUAUUGCAAGCAUUUCCGGGUCCGGGCAUCAUAUCCUUUUUUUAAUGUUAUAAUUUUGUAUUGGGAUCCUUAUUGGUGGUCUGCUGGACCAGAAGUUGGUUCCUCGUAUCUAUCCAUGUUUUUAGAAUUGUAUAUUCAUAUGUUGAAUUGCUGGGUUCCAAUCCCAUUAUUUUACAUAAUCAACAGAGUAAAAAUCGGUCCGUGAAUUGGGGGCUUUGAAAGGUAUUAAAGGGGGUUCUAGGAAAGUCGUUGAGUUGCAUAGAGCUGGUUUUCAUGUGGAACAUUGGUCUUAACUCUUAAGACAUGCUGAGCUCUUAUGAGGGAGAAAAUGAUGUGUUCUUUGAUUCCUUGGAUUGCUUGUUGGUUGAAGAAUCACUUGUUGCGAAACAUGGAUUAGAGUAUGAAAUUUGGUUUAAUGAGCUGCAAAGUGUGAAGGAGCGACGUGCAAGUUUUCUGCGAUCCAUGGAUCUGGUUGAGUUUACAGAGCCAUCAAGGAUAAAGGAUGUGAAGAGGAUCACAGAGUGCAGUGGUGCCGUCCCAAGUUGUUCAUUUUUAUCUGUCAACAAUGGCGAAGGAAGUAUUGCUUGUUGCGAGAGAGAAAUGACUUGUCAAGCUAUUCCUUCGGUUGAUGAAUCAGAACUAGGACAGAGCUUUGCUCUCGACAUUGAGAAUGAGACACUUUCCCCUACUAAAGGAUGUGAACAAAAGGAAGCUCAAGCAUACUUGGAUGAAUGUGAAAUUAAUACCAAAAAAUUCAAGAAAUGGUGGAAACACUUUUUGAGCACGAGGAAAGGAGGAGAAACCAAACGUGCAUCUAAGGUAUCGAAACAUGACAUCAAAGUGCAUAAGUUGAACAAAAUGAUGGUUCAGCCCAACAAGAACGGAUGCAUGGAGUCUACAGCAAUUUUUAUGGGACAAGAAAUACAGGCUCACACCGGCUUCAUCUGGACAAUGAAGUUUAGCCCGGAUGGUCAGUAUUUGGCAACCGGCGGUGAAGACGGAGUAGUACGGAUAUGGCGAGUCACAUCAACAGAUGCCUCUAGUAAACCUUUCAAUGCUGAGGGCGGUUUGGUUAGAAAGAUGAACAAAAGAAAGUUCGGUUUUGGCAGAAAAAAGUUGAUCCCAUCACCAGUUGUUGUCCCUAAUAAGAUUUUUCAGAUUGAGGAGUUACCAAUGCAAGAGUUUCAUGGCCAUGGCUGUGAUGUUUUAGAUGUUGCAUGGUCCAAUGCAAAUUUUCUUGUUUCUUCUUCCAUGGACAAAACUGUUCGUCUGUGGCAAGUUGGCUGCAAUCAAUGUCUAAAUGUUUUUUAUCAUAAUAAUUACGUCACAUGCAUUCAGUUCAAUCCCAUUGAUGACAAUUACUUCAUCAGCGGUUCAAUAGAUGGAAAAGUUAGGAUCUGGGGAGUCGCCGAGAAACGAGUUGUACAUUGGGUGGACAUGCGGGACAUUAUAACUGCCAUAUGUUACCGGCCAGAUGGGAAGGAAUUUGUGGUUGGUUCCAUUGCGGGCACUUGCCGCUUUUAUGAAGCAUCAGGCAUCGGUGUCAAUUUGGAGGCAGAGAUUCAUAUUCAUGGCAGAAAGAAAACCUCUGGCAACAAAAUUACAAGUAUUCAGUUCUCCCGGGAUGAAUCACGCAAAGUUCUGAUAACAUGUGAAGAUUCUAAACUCAGAAUAUUCGAUGGCAUAGACGUAGUUCGUAAAUUUAAAGCGCUGCCAAAGUCAGGAAGUCAGAUGUCGGCAUCGUUUACAUCAACCGGGAAACAUAUAAUCUCAGUUGGAGAAGACUGUCGUGUUUAUGUCUGGAACUACAAUGACAUGUGUCUCCAAACAUCAAAACAUGCAAAAUCUGUUCGUUCUUGUGAGCACUUCUUUUGCCAGGAUGUGUCUGUCGCAAUACCUUGGUUAGGCCAGGGUCCAGAUCAGAGGCACUCGGCACGAGCACCAAGAGAAGGUCGAAUGGAGGGUGGUUCCUGGAUCAGAGAUUCAGAACAGUUCUCCAUUGGUAACUGGUUCUCCAUUGAUGGGUCUGGGUCAUCCAAGGGCUCCGCCACAUGGCCUGAAGAAAAGCUUCCUUUGUGGGAUGCAACAGUUGUGGAGCGUGAGAGUUACACGUAUGACCAGCAGCAACUCUGUCACACUGGUGCCAACGACCACAUGAGCCUUCCGGAAACAUGGGGACUCGUGAUUGUUGCAGGCGGAUGGAAUGGAACAAUCAAGACAUUCCAUAACUAUGGAUUGCCCGUUAGGCUAUAGAAGUUUGGAUUCUGUCAGUACAGGUUCAUGAAAGCCACUCUUUUUUUGUGGUGAACUUGUGUUAGAUCUGGACUGUCCUAGUGUAAGCUCAGUCAGCAGUUGCUUUGAAGUUACCAAUAUCCAACAAUUUUCUUAGUUCGUGACAUUAUGAAUCAAUUAGACCAACACUUAGCUUCAUAGUUAAUGCUAAUCUAAAUAGAUGUACAUGGAAAGCUUCAUAGUUAAUGCUAAUCUAAAUAGAUGUACAUGGAAA